AUUCCAUCAAUUGACGAGAGCAGGGAGAGCAGCGCCACGCUGCUGCUGGAUGGUGAUUGGUCCGAGCGCUGAACUCGUAACAUAAAGCGCUCCCAUAUAAACCCCGUGCAGACCUGACAUCGGUGCAAUCUGUCAUUCAAGUCAAAAGGAUAGAGAGGAGUGCACAGUAGGAGGAAAUUACUUGUUCCAGCCUAGAUUUGCUCAGCCGAGGCUCCAGGAGCGUUCAUUCUUAUGAACUGCACACAAAGCAGGAAGCGUCUCUGUGCAUUUAGUUGUGCGAUCUCUUGCGCUGAGAGGACAAUGCCUUUGAGGACCGGACUUUUUCUCCUGAUGGUGCUGAAUGCAUCUGCAUAUGAACUGGAGCAAAACGAGUCCUAUUCACCCAGGAGAGUACGCUUUUCUGUCAACAGCCCUUCAGAUGUGGCACGCUGCCUCAACAGUGCCCUCCAAGUUGGCUGUGGAGCGUUCGCUUGCCUGGAAAACUCAACGUGUGACACAGAUGGCUUACAUGACAUCUGCAAGUCCUUCCUGUACAGUGCUGCUAAAUUUGACACUCAGGGUAAAGCGUUUGUAAAGGAGAGCCUUAAGUGCAUCGCCAAUGGCAUCAUCUCCAAGGCAUUCCCCACCAUCCGUCGCUGCUCCACCUUCCAAAGAAUGAUAACCGAAGUCCAGGAGGAGUGCUACAGCCGGCUGGGCAUCUGCAAUGUUGCCCAAGCCAAUCCAGAUGCUAUUGGCGAAGUUGCACAGCUGCCAAGUCAUUUCCCCAAUAGGUUUUAUGGUAAACUUCUACAGAGCCUGAUGGACUGUGAUGAGGACACAGUUGACCGCAUCAGGACCAGCAUGGUGCCACGGCUGGGCCCAGAGAUGACCAUGCUCAUUCAGCUGCUGCAGAACAAGCCCUGCCCAUCCACUGUCGGCGCAGCGGCUUCAGUUGUCCCAACUGGCGCAGAGACCCGCGCAAGCUGGCGCUGGUCCAUGGGCCCCAACAUGUACAAGAUCCAGCCUAAUCUGCGAAACAGAGACUCUGCUAGUCAUUUAGGCAAAAAGCGCCCUGGCAGUGACGGGUCAUAACUUCGGCUCAGAUUAAGAAAUAUCCACCCAGUAAGUUCGGUUAUUCCCCAGCGGUGAUGAAAUCUGUGUCUCUGCUAGUUUGGAAGUUAUUGAAACAUGCACCUCUUAGGAAUACCGGACCACCCAUACAGUUGAUAUCAGUUUGAUUGUUGUUAUAUUGUAUAUCCUACAUGUUAGGCUUGAGUGAACCCGUCUUUCAUUGACUGAUUUCAAAUAUGUCUGCUCACAGUCUGUGUUGAACAUGUGGCUGACAAAAACAAGGUGUCGUUAUUCAAAAUUUGCUCAUGAAUACAAGUCAGUGGUUUGACUAUCA
Molecule: messenger RNA, 1384 nt
Organism: Gambusia affinis (western mosquitofish)
Lineage: Eukaryota; Metazoa; Chordata; Actinopteri; Cyprinodontiformes; Poeciliidae
Gene: stc1
Product: stanniocalcin 1
Exons: 4
Coding region: 232-1071 (279 amino acids)
Biological process (GO): intracellular calcium ion homeostasis
Cellular component (GO): extracellular region
Molecular function (GO): hormone activity
Source: RefSeq, a predicted model, not a curated record